Messenger RNA from Hipposideros armiger (great roundleaf bat), 1297 nucleotides. RefSeq names its product multivesicular body subunit 12A (gene MVB12A). Lineage: Eukaryota; Metazoa; Chordata; Mammalia; Chiroptera; Hipposideridae. The record is from RefSeq and is a predicted model, not a curated record. Gene Ontology annotation, biological process: endosome to lysosome transport via multivesicular body sorting pathway; virus maturation; receptor catabolic process. Gene Ontology annotation, cellular component: cytosol; ESCRT I complex. Bases 167 to 982 code for a protein of 271 amino acids. The transcript has 9 exons.
CAAGGUUGGCCGGCGGCUUUCCGGGCAGGCGCAAACGGCGCUUCAUGCGCUCCGCCCUCGCAAGGCCGUCUGGGAGUUGUAGUUCGGACUCUUACCCCAACCCGGCCGUGGGACAUUGGCUCAGAAGUCCGAGGCGGUCCACUGCCUUUGGCGCUUCGCUCGGAGGAUGGAUCCCGGGCACGACGCGGCGCCGUUGGCUGGCCUGGCCUGGUCGUCGGCCUCGGCGCCUCCGCCGCGGGGAUUCAGUGCAAUCUCUUGUACCGUGGAGGGGGCGCCCGCAAGCUUCGGCAAGAGCUUCGCGCAGAAAUCUGGCUAUUUCCUGUGCCUCAGUACCUUGGGCAGCUUGGAGAACCCUCAGGAGAACGUGGUGGCAGAUAUCCAGGUCCUGGUGGACAAGAGCCCCCUCCCACCGGGCUUCUCCCCGGUCUGCGACCCCUUGGAUUCCAAGGCCUCCGUGUCCAAGAAGAAACGCAUGUGUGUGAAGUUGAUGCCCCUGGGGGCCGCGGACACAGCUGUGUUUGACAUCCGGCUGAGUGGGAAGACCAAGACUGUGCCUGGAUACCUGCGAGUAGGGGACAUGGGUGGCUUUGCCAUCUGGUGCAAGAAGGCAAAGGCCCCUCGGCCAGUGCCCAAGCCCCGAACUCUCAGCCGGGAUAUGCAGGGCCUCUCCUUGGACCCACCUGGCCAGCCCAGCAAGGGCAGCUUCCCAGAGCGGACGCUGUCCAGACUGGGCUCACGGGCCUCCACCCUGCGGAGGAAUGAUUCCAUAUACGAGGCCUCCAACCUCUAUGGCAUCUCAGCCAUGGAUGGGGUUCCCUUCACGCUGCACCCCCGAUUCGAAGGCAAGAGCUGCGGCCCCCUGGCCUUCUCUGCCUUUGCUGAUCUGACCAUCAAGUCUCUGGCGGACAUUGAGGAGGAGUACAACUAUGGCUUCGUGGUGGAGAAAACAGCAGCUGCGCGCCUGCCUCCCAGCGUGUCAUAGCCCUUUGCCAACCCUAGGGAAGAGCCCCCUGCCUGACACUCCCUGAACCGGCGGCUGCCCGCCCCACCUUAUGUUGGGAACCUUGGUGACACAGGGCAUGCUGGACCCUCAUAUGCAGAGCUGCUAUCCUGAAGGAGGGGGUAGACCUGGCUGCUUGGUGAUGACGUCGCCUGCCCUGGGCCCUGCAGGGCAGGGGUGGGGGUUGGAUGGAAACCAGUGCCUUUAAGUCAUUUGUGUCAAAACUCUGGUGCCUGGAGGCCCCAUGGGCAUCCUCCUGGAAAUAAACAUGCACGUCGUCUGGGGUCCUUAUCAUGA